Messenger RNA from Leucoraja erinaceus (little skate), 2018 nucleotides. RefSeq names its product solute carrier family 10 member 4 (gene slc10a4). The record is from RefSeq and is a predicted model, not a curated record. Gene Ontology annotation, biological process: bile acid and bile salt transport. Lineage: Eukaryota; Metazoa; Chordata; Chondrichthyes; Rajiformes; Rajidae. Gene Ontology annotation, cellular component: membrane. Bases 809 to 2011 code for a protein of 400 amino acids. The transcript is spliced from 3 exons. Gene Ontology annotation, molecular function: bile acid:sodium symporter activity.
CGUGUAUCGGUUUUAUUUGUGCCAUGUGCAGUAUUGCCCAUGUAUUAUUUUUUUCCUCUCGCAAUUAACCUCUCCCCGUUUCCGACCAAAAACUCCUCUAGUCUCUUUGCUUCCGACUGGAACCAGCUGGGAUUUGAGCUGGAUUCACAGUUGGUGCUCAAAUGCAGUGGCGACCUGUUGUCUAAAAAAAAAAGAUACACAGUUGCAACAAUUGAACAAUGAAUGGAAGAUAUGCAAAAUGUAACGACAAUCGAAGAAAGGUCUCUCGUUUUCCUUUCCUUUUACUCAGUAGUAGGGUCUCGAUCCGAAACAUCGCCUGUUCCUUUUCUCCAGUCAGCAUGCCUGACCGGCUGAAUUAAUCCAGCAUUUUGUGUCCAUGUUCGGUGUAAACCAGCAUCUGCAAUUCCCUCCUACACGGGUUUAUAGAUUAAUUGGCUCCUGUAAAUUGCCCCUGGUGUGUAGGGUAGAAGCAGCGUACGGGUGAUCGCUCCGGACCGGAUUGCACGCUGUAUCUCUUAAACUAACAGAACGACGCUUGAUAAACGGGAGAUUUGCGCAGAGGGAGGGAAGGGGCAGCUUUUGUACCAAGAUACUAAUCGCACUUCUGGCGCUGAUACUAGUCAGGGGCAAGGACUGCCCUCUCGCCAAUAAGAUCGCAGUGGAAGAAACCAUCGGAGAAGCCGAUUCCCAGCCGAUAUAAAUAAAUGCGCCCGGGAUACGUGUGCCGAGUGCUCGGGCUUCCUCGAAGGAAACAGGGUGUCCGCUUCACCGGCUGUGACCACGGGCCAGGCAGCCACCCACCCUCACGAUGCAAGACCAUACCUGGGCACCCAUUGCCACUUGGGCGCCGGCUGCCGACUGGGACACGGAGUCCUAUGGGAACACAACAGCGGACUUGGCCGCUCAGACAGAUAUGCAGGGAUCCAGCAGUGGGAGCGGUUCCCAAGUUUCCACCCCAACUGGUCUUCCCACCCAACCCUUCUGGGACUCUGCGCUGAGCCAGGGCGUCAAUGUGUUGGUGGCGGCGAUCCUGUGCUUCAGUAUGUUGGGGCUCGGCUGCACUGUGGACAUGCCCCGCCUGGGAGGCCACAUCAGGCGGCCGCUGGGUGUCCUGCUGGCCGCCGUCGCCCAGUUCCUCAUCAUGCCCAUGGUGGCCUUCCUGCUCGCCCUGGCCUUCUCCCUAGACGAGGUGGCGGCCGUGGCCGUGCUGCUGUGCGGCUGCUGCCCCGGCGGGAACCUCUCUAACAUCAUGGCCCUUCUGGUCAAUGGAGAGAUGAACCUCAGCAUAAUAAUGACCGUGUCCUCCACUCUCCUGGCGCUGCUGCUGAUGCCCUUGUGCUUGUGGAUUUACAGUCGAGCCUGGAUUGACACUCCGGUGGUUCAGCUCCUGCCCUUUAGGGCGAUAAUUCUUACUCUCUGCAGUACUUUAAUCCCCAUCGGGUUGGGAGCCUUCAUCAGGUUCAGAUUCAGCAGAGCAGCGGACAUUGUGCUCAAGAUUUCACUCUGGUCCUUGAUGGUCACUCUUUUAAUCCUCUUCAUCCUCACUGGCACCAUGCUGGGCCCUGAUCUUCUAGCCACUAUUCCAGCUUCCGUAUACAUCGUGGCUCUGCUGAUGCCCCUCGUUGGAUGCGUUGCUGGUUACGGCCUGGCCACCCUCUUCAAACUGCCUCCUAACUGCAAAAGGACAGUUUCCCUGGAGACCGGGUGUCAAAAUGUCCAACUCUGCACUGCCAUCCUGAAAUUAGCCUUCCCGCCCCAGAUAAUUGGCGGGAUCUACAUGUUCCCACUGCUCUACGCUCUGUUCCAAGCCGCAGAAGCCGCCCUCUUUGUUUUGGGGUACAAACUGUAUAGGCGAGAGGUGUUGCGAAAGCAGGAACCAUCAGACCAGGAGGAGACGGACAUUUCCUACAAGAAACUCAAAGAAGAAGAAAUAAGUGAAUCUGUUUACGGAGCUGUGAGCGAACACCACAGCACAGCGAUAGAGCCCACUGUGAGUGUAACGCAAAUGUGAAACUUCA